AUGCAACCAGAUCCUAAGUUUGAUGACAUCUUUAAUGCUGCUGAACAGCAAUUGCUUAAGAAAAAAGUGGCAGCACUAACAGAAGCAGAAAGAACACAGGUUUAUGAAGAUGGAUUAGAAUUGUCUAGAGCUCAGAAACAGGAACAGAAUCUAGAUGUGUUGCCAUGUUUAAAAAUAAAUGAAAUAACUCACACCAAAACUUCACCUCCACUGAAGCACACAGUAAGUGGAUCUAUACCUCUGCAGCUUUGUGAAGCUAACACCAAUGGCGUAACAUACUUCAAAGGUGUACUCGGAACCGAAAUAUUAAACGAAAAGCAGAGACAGUUACUGCCAUUUUUCAAUUAUGCCAUUGACAAGUUUGAUACUAAAUCUUAUGAUUUCAGGGAUUUUGAUAAGUAUGUUAGCAAGAGUACAUCUGGAUUGAGUUUUUUAACUCACGUCACAGAGCACAUUGACCAGCACGGUCAGUAUGAGCAGGGGGUUCUGGUGGGCAGUCACUGUCUUGAUGAAAAUUUGCCUAAAAUGCUUGAUAUCUGGUCCGAGAUAUUCAACAGGCCAAAUUUUUCAAACGAAGAAAGGAUGAACAUGCUUCUAAAUAACUACUGCUCAUCUUUAACUAGUGGAAUUAUAGAUAAUGGACACACUUAUGCUAUGCAAGCCGCCCGCUCUUUAAUCACCUCUGUUGAUGAAUGCAAAGAGAGUUUAAUGGGUCUGCAUCAUGUAAUUAAUAUGCAAAACAUACAAAAACAGUACAAUAUUAAUGAUAUACAAGCAAUUGUAGACGAUAUUGCCAAACACAUUUUCAAUGGGAACAAUCUGAGAGCUGCUUUCCAUUACAGUAAUACAAAUGACAUUCUGUUUAACUGUGUCGAAAAGUUUUGCACGGAAUUAUGCUCAACCGACGAAAACAAGGAAGCGAACCGAAUCAACUGGGUUGAAUCAAAACAAAUGCCAAAAGACAACAGAGGUAUUCACAUUUCUAUGAAUAUACCAGUCAACUUCUGCGCGAAAGUUAUACAAACCGUGCCCUACACUGAUCCAGAUUAUCCUAAAUUGCGUGUAUUGUCUAGAUUUGUAACGUCUAAGUACCUUCAUCCGAUUGUGAGGGAACAAAAUGGCGCAUAUGGAGGCGGUGCAAUGUUAACACUUGAUGGCGUUUUUAAUUACUAUUCAUACAGGGAUCCCAAUUCGCGUACAACCUUAGACGUGUUUGACGAAACCUCUAACUGGAUGGCCAAAAACACUAGGCUUAUUGAUGAACAAAAUCUUUUCGAAGCCAAACUCUCAAUACUGCAACAGAUGGACCAACCUAUAGCAGAGUACAUGAAAGGUGUUGAUUUAUUCCUCUAUGGGCUAUCAUUUGACAUCUGGCAGACGCAGAGGGAGAGAGUGUUGGCUGUAACAAAGGAGGAUUUGAUUGCAGUAUGCCAAAAAUAUCUGGCUCCAGAAAAAUGGGCAGGGAAAUGCGUGAUUGGUGAUGGUGCAUCACAAGAGUUACAGAAGAAUAAUGAGAUAUGGAAGAAAGUUAGUGGGCCCCAGCAA
Messenger RNA from Iphiclides podalirius (scarce swallowtail), 1545 nucleotides. NCBI's taxonomy places the organism in Eukaryota, Metazoa, Arthropoda, Insecta, Lepidoptera, Papilionidae. The record is from the annotation of a GenBank genome assembly.